Molecule: messenger RNA, 4118 nt
Organism: Cynoglossus semilaevis (tongue sole)
Lineage: Eukaryota; Metazoa; Chordata; Actinopteri; Pleuronectiformes; Cynoglossidae
Product: poly [ADP-ribose] polymerase 12
Exons: 12
Coding region: 110-2797 (895 amino acids)
Cellular component (GO): nucleus
Molecular function (GO): NAD+ poly-ADP-ribosyltransferase activity; metal ion binding
Source: RefSeq, a predicted model, not a curated record
GGAAAAUUAAGUUUCGGUUUCCAAUCAUCAGAAAUGAGAGUGAGCUUUUUCCUCCUACCUUAAUCACAACGACAAAAAGGGUUCGUUUUUUUCCGUCACUUUAGCAGCGAUGGAGACCGAAAUACUCAAGUUCAUCUGCGCCAACCAGGGAGCAGUAAACACCGAGGAGCUUCUUUAUAACGUGGGCUACGAUAGCACGUCUGACAUUAUUUCGAACAAAGACAAGUUUGUUUUGUGUUGUCGGGGUGGACAGCCUAAGGUGGUGGCCAGGACCAGCCUGAGAGUGUGCCGAGAGAAGAACUGUGUGAAGGUCUGCCGGGACCUCCACCUGUGUAAGAACCUCCUCUUCAGUGGGUUUUGCACCUACACCCGAAACAGCGGGAGACCAUGCAUCUUCUGCCACGACCUGCACCUCCAGCGGAAUGAGGAGAUACUGAGGGAGCACGGUCUGGAGACUCUGAGCAGGACGGAGCUGUGCACGCUGCUGCUGCAGUGUGACCACACGCUGCUGCCUUCUAUUUGUCAUGAUUACAACAACGGUGACGGGGAAUUCGGUCGUUGUAAGGAUGGAGAUGAGUGCAAAAGGCUGCACGUCUGCGAGCGUUACCUCUCGGGCGACUGCUGUUGCUCCAGGACCCACGAUUUCAAAGCUCCACAGCCACAGAGGCGCCUGCAGAUGUUCAGCAUUCCGGAAACCCUCAUUGGCUCUUUGAAGGUGGUUUAUGUGAAUAAAGAUGCCAUACGGCUCUCUGAGAGGACGGGCGAUGGCCGCGGCAGGAGCAGCCACCAACACCCGCAGCCCCUCAUGGCUCUGAGCAACUUAGGUGCGAGCAUGGAAAGUGACCUGAAUUUCAAACAAAGGGAGUGGUCCAGAGGGAGGCCUAAUAAUAGGGGCGGUAGGGGCGGCAGGGGCAACAGAGGCAACAGAGGCAACAGGGGCAACAGAGGCCAUAGGGGCAACAGAGGAGGCGGAAGAGAACGAAGCAACAUGGUGAGGACACUUUCCACCAGCGAUAUCCUUAGUUCUGUUGAUGGCUUGGAUCUCUACACUGAAGACGGCCUGGGUGAUGACAACAGUCAGCUGGAAGAACCAAACUCCAGCAGCGACGUGGCCUCUGCUGCUGCUGCUGCUGGUGCUACCAAUGACGAUUCAGGCAGCAACACUGACCAUGGAAAAUCACAAAACAAUCCGAAUGAAGCCUCAGCAGCCACCAGGGGGGGAAGCAGGGAAGAGAAAAAACCAAGCCAUGAUGGCAGACCAAGACCGAGACCUGUUAGAGAGAAAACGGAGAUAUGUAUGUUUUUCAUCAAAGGCCACUGUAAACAUGACGACGACAAAUGCUUCAAAGUUCAUGACAAGAUGCCGUACCGUUGGGAGGUCAGUGAAGGGGACCAGUGGAAGGCCUUGCCUGAUAACGAAGGCAUCGAGAAGGACUACUGUGACCCCCAAAAGACGAGCAGCAGCAGCAGCAGCAACAGUCAACCUGUGCAUUUCUACACUAUGACCUGCGGUCAGAACAAAGUGCGACGCCUUUCCACCUGUAACGCCGUGAUCGAACCCACCUACAUGUACACCACGGAGUGGCUCUGGUACUGGGAGGACGAGAAGUCCCAGUGGAACCUGUACGCUUCUGGUGGGAAUGGAUCCGCCAACAUGGACAGCCUCGAGCUGGAGCGCAAAUAUCUGAUCAACGACAAAGACGUCGUAGAAUUCUCCGCGGGCUCGCAGUCGUACUCGCUCAGUUUCCAGGACAUGAUCCAAACAAACAAGCACUACGGCACCAAGAGGCUGGUGAGGAGACGUCCACUGUUCGUCUCUGUGGAGGACGUUCUGACCCGGAGAGUGAGGAAGCCCCAGGGGAAUCUGAAUUUCUGCCCCAUACCAAAUCAAUGGGAUAAGGCAGAGAUUCCUGCAACAGGAUUCAAGCGGGUCACCCUGCAGUACCCUUCUGAUGAAUUUGAGGAGAUCGAGACUCUGUUCUGUAAAACCAUGAGAGGCUUCGACAUCAUCAGCAUCCAGAGGAUUCAGAACAAAACGCUCUGGGAAGCGUUUCACUUGCAGAAGAUCCAGAUGAAGGUCAAGAACGGUGGACGUUAUGUGUCGGAGAAAAUGCUUUUCCACGGCACUUACUCCCAACACAUAGACUCCAUUUGUCACGGCAACUUUGACUGGAGACUGUGCGGAACUCACGGGACCGUUUACGGAAAAGGUAGCUACUUCGCCCGUGACGCCAAGUACUCCCACAGGUUCACCUCCGAGUCUGACACGGUCCGAACCAUGUUUGUGGCUCGGGUGCUGGUGGGAGAAUACACCAAAGGUUCCUCAGACCUCCUGCGACCUCCUCCCAAGGACGGCGGGGACAUAAACCUCUACGACAGCUGUGUGGAUGACCCCAAAAACCCGACCAUAUUUGUUGUGUUUGACAGGCCCCAAGUGUACCCAGAAUACCUGCUGCAGUACAGGGAGUCAGGGAGCCCGUCUUAUAGCGGCGGUGCAACAUUGACAGCUGGUGUAACCCAACCUACCGUGACCACUUCAAGUCAAUCACCGUAUUACCGUUUAGCUAACCCCGGCAAAACCACAUACCAACCUAGCACAACAGCUGCAUCCGCAACUGCUCUGUACCACCUCAGUCAGUCCCAGUCCAGUUUUGCGUCCUCUCAACCCGUACCUGCGCGUCAAAGUUCCAGGUCCAGCGUUGUCCAAAAUCAGCACAGCCAAUCAGCUCCACUCUAUAGACCGUCUACCUCAGACCGCUCACUCAAGAAGAGCAACGACUCCUGCGUCAUUGCUUAGGAGACGAGGUGGCGUCGCAGGUUGAGGAGAUUAAUAGACCUUGAAUCCUAAGUUAGAUGUGCUAACGUGAACUGGGGUUUUGCACUAAAUACUUGCUUUCUGCGUGUGGUAAAAAAAUUGAUGAUUAUUUUCUGUGAAAAAUUGUUGGCGUGGAGGAUAGUGAGGGAAAUAAAGUCCGUUUGAGACACUUAAAUCAGAUGCAUAUUGAAAUUAUCUGAAUGAGUUGGUCUCGUAAAAUAGGUUUUUAGGCUGACAUGUUAAUCACAAAUGGACUUUGUCGGGUUGCCAUGGUUAAGGAAUCGGUUUAACCCAUUCACCACCUCUCAACGGCGACCACGAACAGCAACCAAAAACGUAGCUGCUCUUUUAGCCUAGCGCUAAAUCAACAUAAGCCAUAUUACAUGAACACUCGAGGACGAGAGGUGGGUUGUUAUCAGUGACCGUCAGACUUCUGUUCCGUCUACAUAUUGACGUAAAACUGACGAAGUAAAAAAAUGUCACUACAGACCGUUUGUUCGUUCGUUUUUAAGGCAAACAAUUUAAACGUUUGUAAACGAAAUGGAAAAACUCCGAGGAUUGCUAGUUUACAUCCAAGCUCUUUUUUUUUUUGUGACUCCUUUUAAUCACAGGUGUGUUUCAUAAUAGUUAUUUUAUGAAAGUUAUUUCUCUAACUAGAUCACACAGAAUACUAGAAAAAAAUAUAAUAAUAAUAAUAAUUUUAUCCGGUUAUGCGAACUUAAGUUUGAGCUGUUUGUUAAAAAUCUGCACUUGCUGCCAGGUGUGAUUUUACUGAGAGGAUGUGUCAGUGUCAGUGUGGGAUAAAGGAAUAUUCCGUAAAAUAAAUGACCUUUGUGUUUGAUUAACGUGUACUCGUUGUAUUACACUCAGGUUAUCAUCUGCAUAAAUACGAACAAUUGGCAGGUGGAAAAAGGUUACAUCGUGUGAAAUACUUUUCCUUAACCACUGUAUUUUUCUGCACUGACUAGAUGAUUAUUUCAUUUGCAAAACCAAAAUAUACACUUUGUUCUUAAAUAACACAUUGUUUCUGAAAUGAUGAUAAUUGGUGCUUGACCAGUAGAGGGAGACACCAUUGGUUUUUUUUCUAUUUGAUUCAAAAGCAAAUCUCAAGAAGGAAAUAUUUUUUAAUGAGACAAUCUUUGAAUCAAACAAAUAUCCUCCAGUUUUUGCAGUGUUUUCUGAUCAUUUAUUACCAGCUCUGUAUCUGGUAAUAUAUAUAUGUCAGAUCAAAAUGUUUGAUCUGACAUUUUACUGUUGCGCUCCUGCUUUGGUGACUUGACAAUAAACACGAUUCUAUAUGUUA